AUGUCCCGCCUUGCCUUCGCGUCGCUCGCCUUUGUCCUCACUCUCGCGCUCUCCGCGUGCGCAGGACCCAUUCCGCAGGACAUAGUCUCUUCGACGCUUAUUGCGCCCGCGACUGCGUCGACCGCAGCCGUGGAUGACGCGCUUCCCCCUCCGGCCUUCACAUUCGGUGAGCUCAUGUCGCCAGCGUCCUGCCGGUCCUCCGCAAUGACUAAACGCAUCCCAACAUUGGCAGCCCCGCGCCCAGCGUCUGACCCGCUCCCCUCGCAAACGCCCGGUACUCCCGCGAAGUUGGAGAUGGACUGGCUCAGCUGA
Messenger RNA from Trametes versicolor FP-101664 SS1, 312 nucleotides. RefSeq lists its product as uncharacterized. NCBI's taxonomy places the organism in Eukaryota, Fungi, Basidiomycota, Agaricomycetes, Polyporales, Polyporaceae. Bases 1 to 312 code for a protein of 103 amino acids. The record is from RefSeq and is a predicted model, not a curated record. The transcript has a single exon.